This is a messenger RNA of Onychomys torridus (southern grasshopper mouse), 2359 nucleotides long. It is a transcript of the gene Mtch2, whose product is annotated as mitochondrial carrier 2. Bases 81 to 992 code for a protein of 303 amino acids. Gene Ontology annotation, cellular component: membrane; mitochondrion. Gene Ontology annotation, biological process: positive regulation of apoptotic process. The transcript has 13 exons. NCBI's taxonomy places the organism in Eukaryota, Metazoa, Chordata, Mammalia, Rodentia, Cricetidae. The record is from RefSeq and is a predicted model, not a curated record.
GCCGGCGCCCCCGACACGUGAUCUGGAACCGGCUGUGUCGCUUGGUGACUCGGUCUGUCCGUCCGUCCGCGGGUGCCAUCAUGGCGGACGCGGCCAGUCAGGUGCUCCUGGGCUCCGGUCUCACCAUCCUGUCCCAGCCGCUCAUGUACGUGAAAGUGCUCAUCCAGGUGGGAUAUGAGCCUCUUCCUCCAACAAUAGGACGAAAUAUUUUUGGGCGACAAGUAUGUCAGCUUCCUGGUCUCUUUUGUUAUGCUCAGCACAUUGCAAGCAUCGAUGGGAGGCGUGGGUUGUUCACAGGCUUAACUCCAAGACUGUGUUCGGGAGUCCUUGGAACUGUGGUCCAUGGGAAAGUUUUACAGCAUUACCAGGAGUGUGAGAAACCCGAGGAGUUAGUAUCUGGAAAUGUACAAAAGGAAGGCUCAUCUUCCUUUGACCAAGUUAUCAAAGAGACAACUCGGGAGAUGAUUGCUCGUUCUGCUGCUGCCCUCAUUACACAUCCCUUCCACGUGAUCACUCUGAGAUCUAUGGUACAGUUCAUUGGCAGAGAGUCCAAGUACUGCGGGCUGUGUGACUCCAUAUUAACCAUCUACCGGGAAGAAGGCGUCGUAGGAUUUUUUGCGGGUCUAAUUCCUCGCCUCCUAGGUGACAUCAUUUCCUUGUGGCUCUGUAACUCACUGGCUUAUCUCAUCAAUACCUAUGCACUGGACAGUGGGGUCUCUACCAUGAAUGAAAUGAAAAGUUAUUCCCAAGCUGUCACAGGAUUCUUUGCCAGCAUGUUGACAUAUCCCUUUGUGCUUGUAUCUAAUCUUAUGGCUGUCAACAACUGUGGGCUUGCUGGUGGAUCUCCUCCUUACUCCCCAAUAUAUACUUCUUGGAUAGAUUGCUGGUGCAUGCUACAAAAAGCGGGAAAUAUGAGCCGAGGAAACAGCUUGUUUUUCCGGAAGGUUCCCUUUGGGAAGACAUACUGUUGUGACCUGAGGAUGUUAAUUUGAAGAUGUGGGGCUGGGACAGUGACAUUUCUAUAGUCCCAUUGCACAGAAUUAUGGGAGAGAAUGUUGAUUUCUAUACAGUGUGGCGCGCUUUUUUAAUAAUCAUUUAAUCUUGGGAAAAUGGAGGUGAUUGGUGUCUGCCUUUUUUGUUCUUUUUCCUAGUACAACAUCAUUUACCACUGGUAUUCCCUGUUAGUUAUUUGAAAUGGGACAUUUUUUCUCCAAAUUCUUGUUUUAAACAUAAAAUAGAAGUAUUUUCCUAAAGGAACAAGUAGGUUGUAAUAUAGAUUUGAGUCUCAUGUUAGGGCUUUGUCAAAUGAAAAAUAGAAUCCCAAUAAGAAGGAAAUCAUUCCAUAAAAGCUGAGAAAUAAAGAAGGCAUACCAUGUGGGAGUUUAUGAAUUACCUUGAGUAGAUAUAUGCUAGAGUCAGCAGCAACCACCAGUCUACCUCCCACCGUGCUUCCAAGCAGUUGACCUCUCACCUCUCAGUGCUGUUGAGUUACUGUAGAAGAUACCUGCAGAGGUCUCCAUGCCUUCUGUUACUCUAGAAGAGAACACGGUCAACACUGACAAAGAAAAAGGACAGUUACAGAGGCUUAAGCAAGAUUUGGAAAGGAAAUAGAUGGCCUUUCACUCCAAAGAAGCUCUUGAUUUCCUGUCACACAAGAAGCAGAUACUGCAGCACAGUACCCUAAGUGCUUAGUACCCACCAGCCCCUAAGGUCUUGUCUUCACUGUGGUCCGUUGCAUAUAAGCUUCUGCUCCUAAGUUUGUUUCCCUUUUGUUACUGCAGAAGGUGAGUCGUUUGGUUUUCAUUUCUGAUGACACCGUUGGAAAGUGUAUUUAUAACUCCUUAUCUGGUAAUGUGGACCAAAGUCCACGUGGUUCCUAGGAUAUUGCCCAGCUCGCAUGUCAUACCCUCAGUUAGGCAUGUUAAAAACACUCACUGGAGGAAAGUUCUCAACUCAAGCAUAAAGCUCCUAUUUACUCAGGCCUUUUAACAUCAGCUUAAAUGCUCCUAAGAUGGGAAAGCCUCAACUGUCGCUUGUUUAAGUAAUUCACUGGUACUUUGCCAAAUGAGUGAGCACUAAUUGCUGCUUUUAGACUUCUAUCAAUGUGGCAGAGUCCAUGAUGAUAGGUAAUGUGAGCAUGCAGGGUCUUCUCCCGCUCAGGGUUUAGGGAUACAACCUGAAGCUCAUGAGUAGCUUAGCUUGAAAUGUCUUUGUCAAAAGUACUUUGUCUCAAAAGUAAUGUAAAUUUUAUAUUCUAUUCAAUAUUACCUGCAUCUGUUUUAAUAUAAAAAGUGUUUUUGCAUUACCUACUCUUUUCUCCCCAAAAACCCGUCAAGUAAAGAUGAUCUAGGAAAAUGCA